GCAGCUGUCAGCACGCUCCCACCACGGGGCACUCACGGGCCCGCAAACAAUAACAAACACAACCCGCGCGGAACGGGCACCGGCGGAGCGUGCAAAUCGUGCGGCAACAUCAUGCUGAAAACGGGCCGCCUGUUGUCGUUGGUAGUGCGCCGGACGUCCUGUCCACCGCGCGCCAGACGGUUGCACCUGGGCGCCGCCGUGGCCGUGAAGAAGUACACCGACACGGAGAACGAUUACGCCCUCUCCGUCUUGCGUAAUGUGCCGAUGGUGAAGGAAAUGCCGCCCGCGACCGGUCCGCUGCUGCAGGAGGAUCUGGACGAGGUGCUGCCCGUGGCCGAGCAGUGGUGCGGGACCGACCCAGAGCGGGUGCUGCUGCUGCUGCGCCACACUGUCGAGCGGGUUCAGCGCGCAACCGAGGCGCAACCGUUCACGCUGGAGGAUGCACGGUUGGCCGGGUUCGUCGAGGCGUUCGUGCGCACCGUGCCCGACUUCACGGACGACCAGCUGGCCCGGGCGCUCGGCACGCUCGCCGCGCUGGACGAGAUCCGAUCGAUCUACCAGCCGCACUAUCUCGCCCUCUGGACCGCGCUGGACGCCGUCUGCCUCGACCGGGUGACCGGCUGGAACGUGGACCGGCUGCUGCACUUUGCCGACGCGUGGUACCCGCUGCGGCUCGUCAAGCAGGGCAAGUUCGUGCACAAAGCGAUCUGGAAGAUCAGCAACCGGCUGCGCAAGCUCACGCCGGACCAGCUGGUGCGCACCGUUUUCUACAUCAACCUGACGCGCGUCCCGGUCGAGAACAUGAUGGACAUCGAGGUGAACCUGCAGCACAACUUCCCCGCCUUCACGAUCGCGGACGUGGCCGUGCUGUGCAUGGGCUUCUUCAAAACGGAAACGCCCGUCCGGUCGGCCGAGCUGCUGGAGCGCAUCUACCAGAAGGUGACGGCCGAGGUGGCCACCGUCGAGGACAUUGCGCUGACCGCCAUCCUGAAGCUGCUGCGCUACUCGUCCCGUAUCCCGCAAGUGCCGGCGAUGCACGCGCUGCUCGAUGCGCUCGUGCCGCACAUACCGCGCCUCUCGCUGCAGGCCUGCCUGCACGUGGCCCUGCUCGGCAGCGACAUACACGUGUGCCAUCGCGGGACGCUCGAGCCGGUGGUGGACCGGUUCGCCGGCAGCGUGCAGCAGCUGCGCCUGAAGGACGCGGAGCGCAUCGCGUUCGUGCUGGCGCACGGCAAUGUUGCGCUCGAGGGUGGCCGGGACGAGGCGCUGCUGCGCGCGAUACUGGCCGACCUGCCGAACCGGGUGCCGGAGAUUGUGCAGUACCCGCGGUGCUACAUCGCGCUGCUACACUUCCUGUCGCUGCGCGGCAUCCACGACGCGGCGCUCAUCUCGGCCGCGUUCGAGCCGCGCUUUCUGCAGCUGGCGUACGGGCGCAACAUUGGCGGGGCGGGCCGGGAAGCCGUCUCGCUCGAUGCGUACGCCGCAAUCAAUCUGGAGGGCGAGUACGCGACCGGGCGGCGCUUCCCGCCCGACGCCUUCCGGCUGGUGUGCAAGCUGACGCAGGACUACCUGCCCAACCCGCGCUACAAGCUGACCAAGUCGGACCGGAUGCUGCUCGACCUGCAGGGCACGUUCGGGGCGCUGGUGCGCGAACCGUGCCAGAUACUGCACCUGCUGCCCCACUACCAGCGCCCGGACAUACUGUUCUGCGUGGACGAGCGGGCAGGGCGCGUGGUGCCGCUCGGCGAGCUGGCCGCCACGCACGAGAUACGGACGCGCGCAAGCGUCCUGGGCGAGCGCAGCCGGGACGACCGAUUGCGGCUGGUCGCGAUCGUGGUCGGCUCGUGGAACUGCUACGUGCGGGACGAGCGACGCCGCACCGGCGGGUACGCGAUGAAGCUCGAGCAGCUGCGCCGCCUGCACUACGACACGCUGGAGAUACCGUGGUACGAGUGGCCAGUUUAUUCCCGGGACGAUAUGCGCCGGUAUCUCGAGGCAAAGCUGGCACCCUUCCUGAGCAGAGCGCGCUCCCGAGAGACGAUUAAAUAG
This is a messenger RNA of Anopheles merus, 2049 nucleotides long. RefSeq lists its product as uncharacterized. Bases 112 to 2049 code for a protein of 645 amino acids. The transcript has 2 exons. The record is from RefSeq and is a predicted model, not a curated record. Lineage: Eukaryota; Metazoa; Arthropoda; Insecta; Diptera; Culicidae.